CAGAGUGGGUGUGGAGGUGCGGAUCGAAACAAUAAAUUAUUAUUCCUCACCGCCUUCCGUUUCUGUCCCUCUCCCGUUUCUAUUUUUCUACCCCGUCUCUUUCUCUCCUCUAUGUACACCGUCAACCUGUGCCUGUGCCUGUGCGUGUGCGGGUUCCGCAAGGGACAGUGGGGGAUGUCACGGGUUCGCCUUGAAACUCCCCUCCCUCUCUUCUCUCUCUCCUGAUGCCAGACAGACAGACAGACACAUAUUCUCACACCAGCAAACCGAGGAAAAAGACAACCACCAGAACCCCACACCCACGCCCCCUACUGCUCCUCCUGCCGCGUCUUUCUCAUCACUCCUUCUAGUCCUUCUUCUCGUAACAGUCCCAUUUCAAACACAUAAACACACACACACUCUGUCUAGGCCUUCCGUUUGCAAGUUUGGCUUUGUCGCCAAUCUAUCUCAACUUUUUUCCAUAUUUCCUGUUCUCUCACUUAAUGAGCUUUUUUCCAUAUUUUUCUCUCCUGUUUCCGUCCCUGUCUUCUAAUUUCGGUUUGUAUUCACUCUCUCUGUUUCCCUUCCUUUCUAGAAUAAGUGGGAUUUAGUUUGCGAUGGAUAUUUUGGUGGAGAACUGUGAGGGGAUAAUGCUAUCAGUUGAGUCACACAAGUCGGUUCCGGCCCCUUUCCUCACCAAGACCUACCAGCUCGUGGACGAUCCUUCCACUGAUCACAUUGUCUCUUGGGGAGAAGACCACUCCACCUUCGUCGUAUGGAGACCACCUGAGUUCGCACGCGACCUCCUCCCCAACUACUUCAAGCACAACAACUUCUCCAGCUUCGUCCGCCAACUCAACACCUAUGGGUUUAGGAAGAUAGUUCCAGAUCGUUGGGAGUUUGCGAACGAGUACUUUAGAAAGGGAGAGAAGCAGCUUCUAUGUGAGAUCCACAGGCGAAAGACUCCUCACCACCCGCCACAGGCGUUGCUGCCCUUUGCCCCAAGAUUAAUGGCCCCGCCGUCGCCAUUCAUGGAUUCGGAUGAUCGCGGCAUGUGGUGCGACUCAACCUCGGAGUCGUCUUCUCCAAGCCCACCUUUGCUUAGCAACGGUGCAGGCACUGUCUCUGCACUCUCUGAAGACAAUGAGAGGCUCAGGCGGAGCAACUCCAUGCUUCUCUCCGAACUCGCUUACAUGAGAAAGCUCUACAACGACAUCAUUUACUUUGUCCAGAACCACGUCGUCCCUGUUGCCCCUUCUAAUGCCUCGUCAUCUAGGCUCAUUGAACCUAGCUCUUCGCUCACUCAUGUGAAUGCGAGGGCUGGGUUCACUUUACUGGGUUCGCACCGCUGCCACACGAAUAACACUUGUAGCACCUCAGGGAGCUCGGUGACUGUGGUGGAGGAGAGUAAGCCAAGGCUGUUUGGGGUGCCCUUGCAAGCGAACAAGAGGCCGCACCCUGACCCCAGCCCAGAUGACGUAGCCACCUGUGCCUCCACCACAGCGCCUCCACACAAGUGGGCUCGUGGCUUGGUCGAGACUGUGUCCGUGUUAUCUAAGGAGGACGACUUGGCUUUGAAUCUUAAGCCUCCUUCUGUUUCUUCUUCUUCUCCCACGCAUCUGAAGCUCGAUGCGCCAGCCUGAGGAGAAAGUCAGAAGCCAGUACACGAAAGUGGCUCUCUUCUUUUUUUUUUUUUUCUUUUUUUUGUUUCUUUUGCAGAGGGGGUGGAUUGCUCAUGGAUUAGUCGCUGGUGCUUUGGUUCCUUUAGUGAUCAAUUUGCAUUCGACCCAUGCAAAUUUAUAAAUAUAUAUUUGACAUUAACCUUAUCACAAACCACUUGUUAGAAAGAUGAGCAACCCACAAAGAUGGAAAAAAUUUGCAAUGGGGGCAAAAGAAAGAAAUCGAAUUUGGAGAAUGUAAUGUAUCAUGGUGAUGGUCAUCAUCUCAUCUUCAUUCAAUGCUGUCGUGCCUAGAGACUGGGGAGAGAGCACCCACGUCAACAACAACCCAUUAUGGCUCCACAGUGGACGGGUCAUCGGUGUUUGUAUUUACAAGGAUCGUCUUCAUUCACAGAGGUUAGGACCGUUUCCAGCCCACCCUUUCAGGACAUGUUUAAGCAGGACUAGCACCGGUUAGAUAACCCUCUCUCUCUGCUAGAAUAGUGGCUCGAGAGGCGCUUCUCUCUUUUUCUCUCUCUAGAAACAGGUUAAUUUCUCUCUCGGACACCCAAAAACUCAAUGCUGUUGAUCUCUCUCGUCACUUUCUCUCUUCUCGCAGUUCUCACAGUCCUCUCACUCAUUUGCUUCCUCACUCUCCCCCAUCUUGUCUCUCUCUCUCUCUUAACUGUUGGAUUUCCACCGGGUCGGGCCAGGGUUUCGGUGUUUCGAGAGGUAGGAUAUAAAGUGAAGAGGAAAGCGUUGGACUGCAAGGAUCAUCUCAAAAUAAUUUUGAUUUCUUUUUUUUUUGGGUAAUUCAAGAGAGAAGACACGUCUUUAUCCGUUUUUUUAAUAAAUUAGGGAGUUGUAUUUUAAAGGUAUUUUAAUUUAUUUUUUUUGAGUAAUUCAGUAGCAAGAUAGGCACU
This is a messenger RNA of Amborella trichopoda, 2560 nucleotides long. RefSeq names its product heat stress transcription factor B-4. Gene Ontology annotation, cellular component: nucleus. NCBI's taxonomy places the organism in Eukaryota, Viridiplantae, Streptophyta, Magnoliopsida, Amborellales, Amborellaceae. Gene Ontology annotation, molecular function: RNA polymerase II cis-regulatory region sequence-specific DNA binding; DNA-binding transcription factor activity. The record is from RefSeq and is a predicted model, not a curated record. Gene Ontology annotation, biological process: regulation of transcription by RNA polymerase II.